Molecule: messenger RNA, 4933 nt
Organism: Alexandromys fortis (reed vole)
Lineage: Eukaryota; Metazoa; Chordata; Mammalia; Rodentia; Cricetidae
Product: T-cell-specific guanine nucleotide triphosphate-binding protein 2-like
Exons: 2
Coding region: 486-1775 (429 amino acids)
Biological process (GO): cellular response to interferon-beta; defense response
Cellular component (GO): endoplasmic reticulum membrane
Molecular function (GO): GTPase activity; GTP binding
Source: RefSeq, a predicted model, not a curated record
CCCCUCCUCGGACACUGCAUCCUCCUGCCCAGAUUUCCUGCGCCUUAUUAUUGUAACAAAAGCAGAGCGACCCAACUCUAUGGCCCCAGUGGCUUUCAGUUUCUAUGCCUAGGAACUGUUACAUGAGACGUUUACUUUCAUUUUCAUGUUUCUGGAAGUUCCUACUCUGCACUGUUGGUAUGACUCCCUCUCCGCUGUUGGCCAGACUCCUGUGAGGGCAGGGCAGCAGCUAGGGAUAAACUUCAGAGCUCUUCAAACACAGCCUGGCCUCUUCUGCAGGAGUCACACAAGCGCAGCUCACCUGGAUUCCCAAGUCAAGUCAGAUCUGUACAGGUCUGUGUGCUCUUGCUGUGUCUGACGCCGUGGGAGCUCUUCACUGGAUCUGUUCUCAGCUCUUCUUGCGGGAAGGUUAGGAGGUCAACUCUGCUACCAGAAAUCUCUUUUUCUCAAGGGAGCUGGUGAGUAAGAAGUGUCCUUCCGCUGCCAUGGGUCAGACUUCUUCCACAUCUGAUGUAAAUGCCCAGAAUAUGGCCUCCAGCUUUAAUGCAUUUUUCAAAACUUUCAAGAUAGAAAGCAAAGUCAUUUCUGAGGAGACCAUCAGCUCAGUGCAGAGGUUUAUGGAGCAAGGGGACAUACAGAAGACCAUUUCUACAAUCAAUGCUGCUUUGGCAGAGGUCGAGAAGGCCCCUCUUAGCAUUGCCGUGACGGGGGAGACCGGGGCAGGAAAGUCUACUUUCAUCAACGCCCUGCGGGGCAUAGGACAUGAAGAGGCUGACUCAGCUCGGAGCGGGGUGGUAGAGACGACAAUGGCUAGAGAGAAGUAUACCCACUCGAAGUUCCCUAACGUGACCAUCUGGGAUCUCCCUGGGGUCGGCUCAGCUACCUUUAAACCAGAAGAAUAUCUGAAAAAAAUGAAGUUCCAGGAGUAUGACUUUUUUCUCAUCAUCUCAGCCACUCGCUUUAAAGAGAACGAUGCCCAGUUGGCCAAGGCCAUUAAAAAAAUGAAAAAGAAUUUCUAUUUCGUUCGGACAAAAAUUGAUAGUGAUUUGUGGAAUCAGGAAAGAUGUACACCCAAAACCUACAAUAGGGAAAAAACCCUGGAGACUAUCCGGAAAAACUGUGAGGAGAAUCUCCAGAAUGCCGGCAUGGCCUCCCCGCAGGUCUUUUUAGUCUCUAGUGUUGAGGUAGCCCGUUUUGAUUUUCCUCUCCUGGAGUCCACCCUUUUGAAGAAGCUGCCGGCGCACAAGCGCCACAUCUUCAUGCAGUGCCUUCCUAACGUAACCGAGGCAGCUAUUGACCGCAGGAAAGACGUCCUGAAACAGAAGAUCUGGCUGGAGGCUCUGAAGUCUGGAGCAUCGGCCACCAUCCCUCUGAUGGCUUUCUUCAAGGAUGACAUUGAGGAGCUGGAGAAGACCCUGGACCACUACAGGUCUUGCUUUGGGCUGGAUGACAAGUCACUGGAAAACAUGGCCAGGGAUUUGUCCCUGCCUGUGGAGGAGCUUGAGUCCACCAUUAGGUCACCUCAUUUGCUGUCCUGUGAGACGGGUGAGUCUGUGGGGGACAAGCUGGUGAAAUACCUGGAGAAAGUGUUUGCCGUCACCGGUGGACUCAUAGCCACCGGCCUUUACUUCAGAAAGAGCUACUACCUGCAAAAUUAUUUCCUUGACAUAGUGACUGAUGACGCUAAAAUUCUACUGAAGAAGAAAGUUUUCUUAGAGGAGCGUGAGGACUCUGAGCGAGGCUGUAAAGAUGGGGAAACUGGAAAGACGGCUUAGGGUGUUCCUGAAGCACCCUGGCCAGGCUGUGAGAACUUCUAGACUUUGUGACCCUUGUUGGGAAAGCAGAGGACUCUGUAAUGUUAUGCUGUGUGGCAGCCAUGUCAUAGCCAGCAUGAGUCUUACCAAAAAUAUGCCGGCACAAACUUUCUGGGCACAAAGUUUUCAGUAAUGAGUUUUUUUUUUUUUUUAAAGGGUUUCACUAUGUAACCAUGACUAUCCUAGAACUCUCUGUAGACCAUUCUGGCCUUGAACUCACACAGAAAUCUCCCUGUCUCUGUCUCUGUCUCUGUCUCUGCCUCUUGAGUGGUAGGAUUAAAGGUGUAUACUACCACACCUGAAAGAAAUGAUUUUUUUUUUAAAUUCAUGUACCCAUGGCUUGCCUUGGCUUUGUGUGCUCUACUGAGCACACUCACGAGAUGAAGGACGUCUCUGUUCCUCUUAUGGUUGGGAUCUGUUCAGUUCAUAUAACAGAGGAACAGAAGACAAAAGAGAACCCGUGCCUGGGUGGAAGUAUUUUUUGAAGUACUUCCUCAGAGGUGCAAGGACACGAGACAGGGAUGUAGUCUUAGGUUUGCACACAGGAGGUUCAGAUACUCCUCACAUGUUAACAGAGAACUUUUUGUGCAUGAGGGUAGGAAAUAAGAGGAAAAGAUACUAGUGAUCCAAGGGGAAGUGCCCCCAAAAUGUAGAAGUGUAGGGAUAUUUCAUUUGUACUUAAUAAUUAAAGCUUGCCUGAAGAUCAGAGAGUAAAACAGCCACCCUGGUCAGCCUUACAGACCAGGCAGUGCUGACACACACCUUUAUUCCCAGUAGCCACACUAGUUUGCCAUAGAAACCAGGCAGUAGUGGUGCAAGCCUUUAAACCCAGCACUAGAGAGGAAUACAAGAUGGGAGGAGACAGGUUUCAGGCUCAGUCUCAUUCUGAGGAUUCCUGGAGGCAGGAUCGCCAUUUCAGACCAAGGUAGAGAUAAGAGCCAGUGGUUGGCUGUUUUGCUUUUCUGAUCUUCGGGUUGAACCCCAAUAUUUGUCUCUGGGUUUUUAUUAAUUGUGCUGCACAGAAGUUCCUUAAGUGUGUGCGAAGACACGCAGUCUCUCAUCCAGUGGGAGGGGUGGAAAGGAGAAGCCACUUCUCAACUCUUGGGUUUGGAAAAAUUUUGAAGUUGAAUUUAACAAGUGAGAAGAUUGUAGAUAAACAAUUUCUGUGGUGAAGUGUUGGCAUCAACACAAAAAAUCAUGACCCAUGGUGUGGGCAGUGAUGGAACCGCUGAGGAAAUCACACAGUGUCUCUUUGACACUCUUUAAACAUUGCAAAACUGGCAAACACGUAUAUUAUGCUUUGCAUUACUAGCUUUGGGACUUUGAGAUGGAUUGAGUCUAGGGUCUGGAGAGAUGGCUCAGAGGUUUCAGAGUGUAUACUAUCCUUGUACAGGACGUGAGUUUGGUUCCCAGCACCCAUGUUGGGCAGCUCACAACCCCCUAUAACUUCAGCUCCAGGGGAUCUGACACCUCUUUGGACCUCCAAGGGCACCUGCCCUCACAACCACACACCCACACUGACGCACAGACACACAAUGAAACAUGUAAACAAAUCCUUAAGAAAAGUGGGCAAGCCUAUAAACAAUUGAAAAGUUCCCAAGGAGGGGGUGGGGCACCCAGACGGUUGCCUGACAACCAGACAGAAGACAAGGAACAGCACUGUCUCUGCUCUGCGUUAGCCUUCCUGGAUGCAAAUCGCUAGAUGUAGACCCCAAGUGCACAGUGAGUCAUUGUUGAUCUAUGUAAAUUCAAGACAAGAAUAUAUUUUCAUACAUAUUCUAAUGAAUACAAUUCAAUUAUUUUUUUUUAAGUAGAGGUAGGAUGCUGCAUAGAAGAGCAGGAUAAAUGCUAGAUUUUACUGAAUAUAAGAUAUGGUCAUCUAGUUGGGUGGUGGUAGCACCGGUCUUUAAUCCCAGGAGGAUCUCUGAGUUCGAGGCCAGCCUGGUCUACAGAGUGAGUUUCAGGACAGGUAGGGCUGCAAAGAGAAACUCUGUCUCAAAAAACCAACGUAAAAGAAAAAGAUACGGUCAUCUAAAUAGCUGCUUAGUUAAAACUUCAAGAUGGCAUUUCUAGGAGAAGAAUAAGAAACAAAACUAAUUGUGCUUUUUGGCAUGAGAAAAGAUUAUAUUUUAAGACUGAAAAAUACAUUCAUAUGAAAGUAAACAUCUAGUUGAACAUAUCUCAGGGGCAUUGUUGAAGUAGGUAUGGUCUCGUUGCAGUAAGUGUGCCUUUGUAGAAGCAGGCUUUGAGAUCUCAUAUAUGCUCAAGCCACACCCAGUGUCUCAGACCACUUCCUUUUGCCUGUGAAUCAAGAUAUAAGAACGCUCGGCUCCUUCUCUAGCACCAUGUCUGCCUGCAUGCUGCCUUGCUUCCCAUCCAUGAUGGUAAUGGACUCGACCUCUGAACUAUAUAUAAGUGAACCACCACAAUUAAAUGUUUCCAUUGCCAUAGUCUAGGUGUCUCUUUACAGCAACAGAAACCCUAACUAAGACAGUUAUGGACCCAAAGAACUGAAAAAAGCUGAGGCUGUGUCAAGGGAAGCAUAACAUAGCUCGAGCCUAUUUCUGUUGAGCAAACAAACACGGGGCUGCUUCAGGACCCACGCAUGUGACAAAGCGAGGGAAACUGAGACAUUAGCUAAAACCAAGAACGUCAUAGGAAAGCCGAGAUCCAGUGGUUUCUUUGUGUAGGUAGCUUUGGAGCCUGUUCUGGAACCAGCUCUGUAGAUCAGGCUGGCCUUGAACUCACAGAGAUCAGUCUGUCUCUGCCUCCCAAUUACUAGGAUUAAAGGCAAGUGCCACCAUGGCCCAGCUGCUUGUUUCUGAGACAGAGUCUCACUAUAUAGUCCUGGCUGUCCUGGAACUCACUAUGUAGUACAGACUGGCCUUACACUCACAGGCCAGCCUCUGCCCCCUGAGUGCUGGGUUUAAAGGUGUGUGCCACUACCCUGGCAAAGGGAGAUUUUUCUUUGUAUGAAAUUUCUAUCAAUAAUUUAGAUUAUUCAGAUACUUAAACAGCUCCAUGAAUGAAAAAAGAAAGAAGAAGGAGAACGUGACUGCUUUUGGGAAGGUUUAUGGAGAUAAAAGGAGAGUGUAGCCAGAGGCAGGGACAUUGGGAAA